Messenger RNA from Rhizophagus irregularis DAOM 181602=DAOM 197198, 852 nucleotides. The record is from RefSeq and is a predicted model, not a curated record. NCBI's taxonomy places the organism in Eukaryota, Fungi, Glomeromycota, Glomeromycetes, Glomerales, Glomeraceae.
AAAUGGUUUUUUUUUUAUCUAAAGAUAUUAUUGGAUGACGAGGUAUCACAAAUAAUCUAUUAUUAUGAUCCUCAGGGCUUUAAGGUUCUCGAUAAGAUUUCUUCUGGAGCAUCCGCCUUAGUUUAUAAUGUAUGUUGGAAAAAUACAUCAAAGUUCGCAAUUAAAAAAUUUGUCGGAAAUUCUAAUAAAGAAGCCAUUAUUAAUGAGAUUCAUUUAACGGGAUUGGUUAAUCUUCAUCCAAAUAUUAUUCAAUUUUAUGGAGUUACGAAAUUAAAUGAUGAAAUAAAUUAUUCGCUUGUACUUGAAUAUGCAGAAGGUGGGACAUUAAGAAAAUAUUUAAGAGAUAAUACUAUAAUUUUUAAAUGGGAGAGCCAAUUAAAGUUUGCUAAAGAAAUUUCAAGUGGUAUUUCAUGGUUACAUGUUGAUAAGGGAAUUAUACACGGAAACCUUCAUCCCGAAAAUAUCUUAAUACAAAAAGAUACAAUAAAAUUAGCAGAUUUCGGACGUUCAUGUCUAAAUGGAUCAGUUAGUAAUACUGAAGUACGAGGUGUAAUACCUUAUAUGGAUCCUAAAUUUUUUGAACCUCAAAAUCGUUCGUAUGGCUUAACUGAAAAAUCCGAUAUAUAUAGUUUAGGAGUAAUAUUCUGGGAAUUAACAAGUCGUAAAUCACCUUUCGAUUUUGAAACAAAAAGUAAUGAUCUUUUUGAAAUUUUUAAAAUUAAGUGUGAUAUUUUUAACAAUAAAAGAGAAAAACCUAUUUCAGGCACAAAUUAUAAAUUUGUUACGCUUUAUAGAAGUAAGUAUCACAUUUCUCAAUUGUUUUUAAUAAAAAACUUGUUUUAUUUGCUUUAA